AUGGCUUUUGUGCGAAAUCUCAAACCUUCCAGGUUGUCUUGGGCGCAUUACAAGCAGCAAACCAUCAUCUUCAAUAAAUGGAACCGAGCGAUCGCUCUUCCGGUGUCUUCUGUAGUUUUAUCGGGUAAUGAUACCGUCAAGUCAUUUGCUGACCUUCCCGGACCCGUCAAUCUUCCAGUUGUAGGAACAUCCUGGAGCGUUUUGGUUGGAAAGAAAGGCGAGUCACUCGGAAAGCGGAUACUGUCGGUACAGAGAGACCAUGUUAAUAAGUACGGCAAUAUCCUCAAACAAAGCCUUGCUGGUCAUACCAUGGUUGAAAUUGCGGAUCCCGCGGAUGUCACAAAAGUACUGCGAUCCGAGGCGAAGUAUCCACAACGAUUCGAGUUUCCUAUUCUUGAUUAUUAUCGCGAAAAACGGCAAAAGAUUCCUGGCGUGUUCUUUGCAGAUGGCCCUGAGUGGUACAAACUUCGCAGUGUUUUAAGCAAACGCAUGCUUCGACCCAAACAAGUGGCUGAUUACGCUUCGGGUUUUAACGACAUUAUAACUGACUUUGUUUACAGAUUACGCUCAGUUCGUGAGCCUAAAGAAUCAGCCCAUGCUUACGAGGUUAGUGAACUUGAUAACGAGUUAUUCAAGUGGUCAUUUGAGUCUGUUGCAGAGAUGCUCUUUGACAAGAGAUUUGGUUGUCUUGAACCACAAGUAAACGAAGAAGCCCAGAUCUUUAUUAAAGCGGUCGGAGAUUUUCUCCACAAUGCAGUCGUAGUAGGGUUCUUACCAGUAUGGUUCUAUAAGAUCUAUGAGACCCAACAGUUCAAAGAGUUCUGUAAUAAUUUCGACAUCAUGUACAAAUACGCUGAAUUGUUUAUUGAGAGAAGGAUAAAGGAGCUCAAGCCUCAUGACUCGACAAGACUGGAGGAUGACAAAGCAGGUUUCUUCGAGUAUCUUCUUUCAAGUGGAAAGCUCACUAUCGCAGAUCUGCUUGCGUGUGUGAUUGACGUUCUGUUCGCCGGAGUUGACACAACCUCCAACACGAUGCAGUGGGUUUUAUAUAUGAUGGCCAAACACCCAAACAGACAAGAAAUUUUACGCCACGAAGUCAUUUCUGUCCUCGGAAAUGAAACGAUUGCCAGCCCCACUGACCUUUCACAGAUGCCUUACCUGAAAGCCUGGGUUCGGGAAACGUUGCGAUUGUAUCCUGUUUUAUCGGCAUUGUUCCGAAUUUUGCCCACGGAUAUGGUUCUUAGUGGGUAUCACAUCCCCGCAGGCACUCAAGUUAAUGUCUUGGCCUAUUACAUGAGCCGAGAUGAAAGUAUUUUCAAAGAUGCCCAUAAAUUCCAACCAGAAAGAUGGCUUCGCGACAAGGAACCACAUAGCAGCAAGUUUAUUGAUUCCAAAGAGGUAUUCUCUUCUAUUCCGUUCGGGAUUGGUACCCGUAUGUGUCUUGGUCGCCGUAUAGCUGAGCUGGAGCUCCAUCUUUUAUUGGCCAGAAUCGUGCAGCAGUUUGACAUCCGUUACCCCCCUGAUGCUGAUGAUGUACAGCCAUAUAACAGGGGGGUGACUAUUCCUGACAGACCAAAAGAGUUUUCACCAUAGUUAUGUAAUCAGCCUUGGGGUUGUAGUGGUAAAGUAAAGUAGCAUAAAUAGCAUAAAUUAAAAUUUAAUGCGUUAUCCAUGGAACUUCCACCAGCAAACUUGUCAGUAUGAUCGAGCCGCAUUAACUGAGCUAUUAACAGUAAAAAAACAAUGUAAACGCAUUUCAUGGCAACGAAUGAAUAAAAUAACAUAUGCUUUACAAAGCCGAUACACCUCGUCAGCGAAGUAGGACGCAAAACAUAUGUUUUCUUAUCUCGAUUUCUGCUGUUAUUUUUAAGCGAAUGGUCAAAAUCACAUCCAUUUUCGGCUCAUACAGGUUCUUAAGAACAGCAUAACAUGACAUUUUCUCACUUUCAGAUCACUUUCCAGCAAGCUGGAAUUUGUAUAUCCCCCGUGAUCUUCCGAAGUCAGGAGCGUAAGUGCUCAUUUUCUCGUCAAGUUUAACGCCUGGACGAGUCAAAUGCUCUUGAAAUCCAAUCCCCAAGUUAACCAUCGUACUCAUUUGAAAGACUCCUUCAUGUCUUAAAUUUGGUAAGACCUCUAACCGUGCUGUAGUAAAAUUGGCCACAAAGAAAACUCGGAGUCUUAGCAGCGAACGCCGAACGAUGUACGCUCUCAGCGAAGAAUUUUAUCCCACCGAACUUCGGCGAACGCGUGCUUUUUCGGAAACGAUAGAUCUUCGCACUCUCGAGUUCGGACCCGAUUAAUUACGAAGUCCGUCUACUGGGUGUGAGCGAGUGACUCAUUUGCAUUAUCUCUGUCCCUGCAAUAACUCCUGGUACGCUGGCGCGUUCCCACGAGUUAAAAACAGUACAAGAAAGCUCAGAUUACUAAGUCAAUAGAAUUGACAUGUCACAGGCAUUCUAAUUUUCUAAAUUUCGAACAAGAGAUGAAAUUAUAAGAGAUUUUACUGUUUGCAGUGGCGGAUCCAGGGGAGGGGCCCGUGGGGCCCGCCCCCCCCUUAUUUUUCGACCAAAAUGAGGGCCGAAAAACAUUUUUUGGGAGACCGGUCCCCCCCCCUUACCCCAGGGUUUGGAUGACAGCCCCCCCCCCCCCCCCCCUCUUAUCUUAAGGUCUGGAUCCGCCACUGGUUUGGGAUUUAAAAUGUGGCCGUUGGCCGUAUUAACGGGUGACCGCAUUAACGGGAUUUCUUUUAUAUAUAUGGAUGUUUUGUUAGGCCGAAAAAAUCUGGCCGUAAUAAGAAUGUGACCGUAUCGCCGAGGUGACCGCAAGGCAGGGUUCCACUGUAAUACAAACCUUAGUAAGCGGAUUCAUACCAAAUUUUAGUGCGAUUAUUUAUUCAACUACUGUUUUAUAUCGAAUCAAAAGAAAUUUGCGAGCCAAGGCCUAGCCCAAGAUUUGAUUCGCUUACAAACAAUAACCGGAUUAUCUAUGGUUAUCAUUCUCGACUCCCCAUUCGGCCUUUCAUUGAUGUACUCAAUUACGUAUGACGAAUCACACAAUCCAGGCACACAAUCAGGAGCCCAUGACACAUUACAUAACCUGGUCGGUUAUGUAAAUUUCUGUCUGCCUCUGCCUCGCGUACCGACAACGACCUUCAAAUAGGUUAUGCAACAAAGCCAAGGCUAAAAACAAAUUGCUUUAAAAAAAUGCUGUUGCAUCUCACAAGAAGAAUGGCAAGUAUGAUCUUAAAGCAAUACUGAUGGCUUUUGUGCGAAAUCUCAAACCUUCCAGGUUGUCUUGGGCGCAUUACAAGCAGCAAACCAUCAUCUUCAAUAAAUGGAACCGAGCGAUCGCUCUUCCGGUGUCUUCUGUAGUUUUAUCGGGUAAUGAUACCGUCAAGUCAUUUGCUGACCUUCCCGGACCCGUCAAUCUUCCAGUUGUAGGAACAUCCUGGAGCGUUUUGGUUGGAAAGAAAGGCGAGUCACUCGGAAAGCGGAUACUGUCGGUACAGAGAGACCAUGUUAAUAAGUACGGCAAUAUCCUCAAACAAAGCCUUGCUGGUCAUACCAUGGUUGAAAUUGCGGAUCCCGCGGAUGUCACAAAAGUACUGCGAUCCGAGGCGAAGUAUCCACAACGAUUCGAGUUUCCUAUUCUUGAUUAUUAUCGCGAAAAACGGCAAAAGAUUCCUGGCGUGUUCUUUGCAGAUGGCCCUGAGUGGUACAAACUUCGCAGUGUUUUAAGCAAACGCAUGCUUCGACCCAAACAAGUGGCUGAUUACGCUUCGGGUUUUAACGACAUUAUAACUGACUUUGUUUACAGAUUACGCUCAGUUCGUGAGCCUAAAGAAUCAGCCCAUGCUUACGAGGUAAGUGAACUUGAUAACGAGUUAUUCAAGUGGUCAUUUGAGUCUGUUGCAGAGAUGCUCUUUGACAAGAGAUUUGGUUGUCUUGAACCACAAGUGAACGAAGAAGCCCAGAUCUUUAUUAAAGCGGUCGGAGAUUUUCUCCACAAUGCAGUCGUGGUAGGGUUCUUACCAGUAUGGUUCUAUAAGAUCUAUGAGACCCAACAGUUCAAAGAGUUCAGUAAUAAUUUCGACAUCAUGUACAAAUACGCUGAAUUGUUUAUUGAGAGAAGGAUAAAGGAGCUUAAAGCCAAGCCUCUUGACUCGACAAGACUGGAGGAUGACAAAGCAGGUUUCUUCGAGUAUCUUCUUUCAAGUGGAAAGCUCACUAUCGCAGAUCUGCUUGCGUGUGUGAUAGACGUUCUGUUCGCUGGAGUUGACACAACCUCCAACACGAUGCAGUGGGUUUUAUAUAUGAUGGCCAAACACCCAAACAGACAAGACAUUCUACGCCACGAAGUCAUUUCUGUCCUCGGAAAUGAAACGAUUGCCAGCCCCUCUGAACUUUCACAAAUGCCUUAUCUGAAAGCCUGGGUUCGCGAAACGUUGCGAUUGUAUCCUGUUUUAUCAGCAUUGUUCCGAAUUUUGCCCACAGAUAUGGUUCUUAGCGGGUAUCACAUCCCCGCAGGCACUCAAGUUAAUGUCUUGGCCUGUUACAUGAGCCGAGAUGAAAGUAUUUUCAAAGAUGCCCAUAAAUUCCAACCAGAAAGAUGGCUUCGCGACAAGGAACCACAUAGCAGCAAGUUCAUUGAUUCCAAAGAGGUAUUCUCUUCUAUUCCGUUCGGGUUUGGUACCCGUAUGUGUCUCGGUCGCCGUAUAGCUGAGCUGGAGCUCCAUCUUUUAUUGGCCAGAAUCGUGCAGCAGUUUGACAUCCGUUACCCCCCUGAUGCUGAUGAUGUACAGCCAUAUAACAGGGGGGUGACUAUUCCUGACAGACCGCUAAGAGUACAAUUUGUAGACAGGACAUUUUAG
Molecule: messenger RNA, 4870 nt
Organism: Porites evermanni
Lineage: Eukaryota; Metazoa; Cnidaria; Anthozoa; Scleractinia; Poritidae
Source: the annotation of a GenBank genome assembly